CAGGGGUUGGAAAUCGUGUAGUACCCCACCUACAGUCGAAUCGCUAUCACCAUCGGAUUCACCCGAGCGUGUAUAUUUUGCGGAUAGUUAACUGUAUACGUUGUAAUAUUGUACAUACACACCUGUACGCACCACACUGCGUGUACCUGCGUAGAGUUUUUAUCCGUGAAAAGUGCAACGGAAUCGGCAAACUUUUGUCGACGACGACUGAAUCGCGAGUCUCGAUGAAAUAAUAUUUUUUUUUAAUAUUUUCGCUCGCUAUUUCACUCGCUUCGCACGAAAUAUUUCCGUUGAAUAACGAACGGUCGUGUGAACUGCACAUCUAUACGUGCGAAGAAUCGUGUCUUCACCCUUCGUCGAUUGAUGUAACAAAAUGUGCGCAGGAAUAAACAGCUGAAAUUUUCAAACUUACUUUCGCUCUUCCCUUCAUUCGUUUCUCUUCGACGUCGUCCCUCAAUUACAUGUGGAAGUUGUCGAUAUUGAAAAAUUUCAUCCACGAAAAAAAAAAACGAUAUGUGGCGAUAAAUAUUUGAGAAAUAAAAAUAUCGACGAUUAUAAUAAUGUUGUCGAUUAAACGGAGAGAAAAACAAAAUUUACCCUGCCUUUCGUACGGUUACAAUUUGAAAAUAAGAGCAUAUAAAAGGACGAUAAAUGAUGGUUGGAAAUGAACAGCGAAUGUCGAUAUGAGGACGUAUAAUAUCAAGUUAUUUUUUAUCAGAGUCAUAGGAAUAAUUGGGGUGUAAACAUUCCGAUUGACUGAUUCGGUUGUCAACUCGAACUGGGAUGGGAUUGUUACGGGUUAAUUACGAUAAUUGUAUCGGUUUUUCUCAACGUGGGAUUUUCUAAUAUUUUAUACACCGAGCAACAUGUAAUUUAUAUUCUCGAUAAGGGUUGGGCUUCGUUAUAAAGAAGAACGUAGCUUAUUAGCCGUAUCAUGUAGUAAUUAUAAUUAACACUUUGCUGUAUAUUAUUAUUUAGAUAAGAAUCCACGAAAAACCUAAUUAUGCAAUGAAUAUGUCGCGGUUACCGUUUACUCCUUAAUUAGUGAUUCAAAAUGAUCGAUGGGAAGAAUGAGUUUCAAUGAAAUUCCGAAAUUUUGGAUUUAAUUAAAAAAAUAUAUCAAUCGGGGUUGUUAUGGGAGAUGAUUUCAGUGUAAUUUUCGGAGGCAUUUUCCACGCGAACUCGAAAGCUUGAUUUUUUUCCACCGAAUUUUUUGUCGCUUCUUAUUCGAGUACAAAUAUAAUGAAGAUCGGACGAGUGAAUUCAUUAAAAACGACGAUAAGUGCCUCGUUACGAAUGAUAAAGUGAAUUGUACAGUGAGUAAAUGACAAAGUACGCUCUAUCGAGAACUUACGAUACUAUGGAAAACGGGUGAAAAUUAAAGAUCUAAAAAUAAUUGAGGUGAUUAAUGAAGAGGGAGAAAAAAAAUUCUCUGCACGAGGAGUGAAGUGCGUCUGUUGUGAAAAUAAAAAUCACCCGAUAAAAAAGAGGCGAAAAAUCGCAAUUCACGCUUCCAGAUUGUGCCGAAAUAUAUUUUGAAGAAAAUAAGAAAUUAAAAAUUAAUAACCGAAGUAAGAACUCUUCAGACGUGUUUUUAAACACUUUUGACGAAAUACCAAACUACGUUUGGAUGGCUUGUAAAAAGAGACGGAAAAAACUUUAAUACAAUUCAUCGGCCUCCGGGCAAUUUAUUUUUUCUACCGCAUAUGAAAAAUAAAAUUAAUUCGCCUGUUGGAGAGAAAGAUAUUUUCUACAUCAAAAGUGCAUUACACAAAACGAUGAAGAACACGAGGUGACAGAGGGAGGAAUUGUUUUUUUUUUCUUCUCUUUCCCUCCCCUACGCCCCCCCUCUUUUUAAUUUGAGUUUCCCAAAAAACGUCAGUUUCGUAAUCGUCAUCAAUCUUCGACCUACAUACUCACGCGAAUCGGUAUCGGUGUUUCCUCUUGUCUACAUGAUUGAAGAAAAAAAAAAAGAUCAAUUAAAGAAAACUAAAGUAAAAUAAAUCUCGUACACUCCUCCAUUUUAUAUUAUCGUUGUUGUAAUAAUCGUGAAGAAUUUGUAUAAAUGUAUUUAAAAAAAAUAACAAUAAUAAUAAAAUUGAUAAUUGAUAAAAACGGUGUAUCGAGAGGACGAAAAUAGUGGGUUCAAUGCAAUAAUUAGAAAGUUACAGACUGUACGUUAUAACCGUAAACUAGGGGUUAUCACUCCCGGGAUAUACAUACGGGAAACGCCGGCUUGGCUAUGAUUGGAUAUAAUCAGCACAACACCGGCUAUAAUAAGCUCUUUACUCAGGGCUCGGCAGAUUCAAACUAUUCUCAACCGAGUUCCGAUCUUUCGUUGGACGAAGAAAAGGAGAGCCUGCGUCGCGAAAAAGAGAAACAGGCUCUCAAUCAGCUCGACAAAGCGCGGACAAAACCGGUAGCGUUUGCGGUAAGGACAAACGUUAGUUAUGACGGAUCCGUCGACGACGAUUCACCCGUUCAUGGAUCAGCCGUCAGUUUCGACGUCAGAGAUUUUCUCCACAUCAAAGAAAAAUACGACAACAACUGGUGGAUAGGUAGGCUGGUGAAGGAGGGUUGCGACGUUGGAUUUAUUCCUUCACCCGUGAAACUUGAGGCUGUCAGGUCUCAAGCGAGUGAAAAUCGCGGUACAAAAGGCCUUUAUUCUGCUAGGGGUGGUUCUUCAGGAAAUCUUGGCGAAAGUGGAAUGCCCUCCAGAGGAUCUACGCCACCGACACCCGGUGACGAUAGCGACAGUGUGGGGAAUACGAGACCAGGAAAAACCACCCUCACAACACCACCGGCGAAGGAAAAACGAAAAAAUUUCUUUAAGAAGCCGUCCUACGAGACAGCUACACCCUAUGACGUUGUACCUUCGAUGAGACCGGUCGUUCUUGUUGGUCCUUCGUUAAAAGGAUACGAAGUAACCGAUAUGAUGCAGAAGGCCUUGUUCGAUUUUUUGAAACACCGUUUCGAACGGCGAAUAAUAAUAACGAGAGUAAUGGCCGAUAUAUCGCUGGCCAAAAGAUCGCUCCUCAAUAAUCCAACGAAGAGAGCUAUAAUGGAAAGAUCUACCAGCAGAAGUAGCUGCUUAGCAGAAGUACAAGCUGAAAUAGAGAGGAUUUUCGAAUUGGCCAGAACUCUCCAGUUGGUGGUUUUAGACUGUGACACUAUAAACCAUCCAUCCCAAUUGGCGAAGACAAGUUUGGCGCCUACAAUUGUUUAUUUAAAAAUAUCAUCGCCGAAAGUUUUGCAAAGGCUUAUAAAAUCCAGGGGAAAAUCCCAGGCGCGACAUCUCAAUGUUCAAAUGGUCGCCGCCGAAAAACUCGCCCAAUGUCCUCCGGAGAUGUUCGACGUUAUUCUCGAUGAAAAUCAACUGGAUGAGGCUUGCGAACACGUCGCUGAAUAUCUCGAAGCUUAUUGGAGGGCAACUCAUCCUCCGGUUGCUGCACCUGUUCCAAGGGCAAUGCCCGCGCCCGACGCCCCAGUUGACACACUCGCCCCCCGUGUCACCCCUGGAGGUCAUCACGAGGGCUACUACGGUCAUGAGCCACGAGGUCCCUCAUCGUACGGUGGUGGUCACGGGGGUCCUGGAAAUCGUCGUUCGAGAUUGGAGCGUUUGGAUAGAGAAAGAUCCGAGCAGGAUUACCCGGAAGAUGAUCAUUACGUAACGGGUAGUAUCGACUACAAUAACAGUAAUACCGCAUCAAGACGUCGCCACCCGCAGGACUCGCGAGCGCUAAAUGCUAUCUAGGAGCUGGUGCCCCGGGGCCCGCCUCUGCUACGCUGUACCCAUCUUCGCACCACCGCUUUGUAAUUAACACGAAGAACAGAGAUUAAAUAAAUCAAAUAAACAAACAAUAACCGAUAAACAUAAAAUAUCAUUACAAAACAAGAACAAGAGAAACGAAAACGAAGAUAAAUAACAUUGAAAAGAGAAGAGAAAUUGAAAUUAACUUGAAAACAUUAUAUCGAUGUGGUUUACAAAGGAAAGGGAUUUUCUUUUUUUCUAUUUUAUUCAUCUGAGAUACACCGUGGUCGUCGAUGUUGGAUCGAAUUAUGAUAUCUGAUUCAAUUUUUUGGCUAAAAACAAAGUAGAGGAAAAGAAGAAGUGAAAAAAGAAAAGGAAAUCUAAUACGAUAGAAAAAAAUGCUGUAAAUGACGUCGGUUCAUACGCAUCGUCGGUGCCCGGAAAGACUCAGGGUGGUCAAACGGACCGUGGGAAUCCUUGGCUUUGAAAAAUUGAUACGAUUCUAUUUUCUCUUUUGAUUUUUUGUGGUUUUUGCAGUAGGACUUUAUAAAACACAAAUGUAUAUGGAGUGUUAUCCGGAAAAUCUAGUUGAUUCAUAGACAGGAGAAGGAUGAAAUGGGAUUCCCCGAAAUUUGAAGCCCGAGAUUCUUGCAAGGUACUGCAAUCCCGAAUAAUUUAAAGAAUCAAAAAACUUAACUAUACAUAACAUACUAUACGGCUGUAUUACGAUGAUAACGAUAAUUUGGAAUAGUUGAAAACACCAAGGUUAUCGAUAAUUCGUUCAUCGUAAUAUAGGGUAUACAUGAUAUCCGGGUAUGCCAAAAACUAAACAGAGCCCUGGGGCCCCAUCCCUCCCCUCGCCCCCAGCCCCUGUGCCUCGCGACGCCAAAGAGCACGAUCGUCCUUAUCGUUGUAAUUGAACAUACAUUAUAUGUAGAUAAUUUAAAAAUUUUCCUCGUUUCUUUAUCCUAAUCUCUUAGAAUGAAACGACAAGGAUAUGAUUCGAUUACUCAUCUACAUGCAUAUAUGAAUUUAUAUUCAUUUCUGUCGAAUAAUUUUUCAAUUUAGAUCUUUUUUUUCAUUUCAUUUCCAAAUAUUGAUAUUAUAACGUAUUAUUAUAGUAUAUAUAUAUAUAUAUGUGUAUAUUUGGUACUAGGGCCCGACCCCCGCCCCCCAAAAUAAAAUAAAUUACAAAAUUACAAAAAAAUUAAAGACAAAGCCCCGAUCUACACAGCACGAUAUUAUUGAAUUAUGAAAACGUAUUCGAAAAUUAUAGAAAUUCGUAUACCUAUUUCCUCCCCUUUAGAAAAUCAUACUUAUGGAAGAUAUAGGGAUAUAAAAAUAAAUAAAAUAAAAAAUUCAGAGAGAACAAAUAUCUAAUUAUACAAACCCGCUAUACUAAUAAAGAAUGACACAAAAAAGAGGACAUACUAUAUACUCAUACACAUGUAUAAAUUAUCAACAGAACAAACAUAAAUGGACCCCCCUCUAUUCUCCUCCUUAUAUUUCGAUGAAAAAAUCUAGACAUCAUAAUUUAAUAAAAUGAAACUCGCGAGUAGAUAUGUUAUUCUAAUCAUUGUUAUUGUUAUUAUUAUUAUUACUAUUGAUUUUAUUCCCACAUAAUCAAAUAUGAUUAAAUUCAUGUAUAAAUUCACAACACUGUAUAAUGAGCUUCGUAACAUUUACCAAAAACCGUGAAAAACGAAAAAAAAAAAAAAUUAAAUAAAAAUAAAACAAUUAAUUAGAACAAUUAAAUUGUGUUUUAUUAUUAACGAUUAUUAUUAUUAGUAUUAUUAUCAAUAUUGUUAGAAAAUUUGAGGAAAUUAAAAUAAUUGAUUACGAAAAUAAUUAAGUUUGGCUAAUUAUAGUAAAUAAAUAUAUAUUAUAUACAUUAUACAUAAUGCGAAAUAUUAUGUCGUAAACGAUCAUGAUAUGCAACAAAAGAGAAGAAAAAAAAAGAAUUUACACAGCAAAAAUCAUUUAUAUACCAUGCAUAUAGAAAUUAUGGGGUUAAUAACUAUAUAUACAUAUGAUAAUAUAUUAUACAUAGAUAUAUAAAUUGUAAAUAUUGUAAGAAAGAGAAGAAGAAAAGAAGGAAAGAAAGAAAGAAAGAAUGACAAAAAGAAAGAACAAUAUACUAAUAAUUAAAUUACAUAUGUAUACAUAUAUAUAUAUAGAAUACAUGUUUUCCGCGGUAAUACUCGGUUAUUAAUUCUAUAUUAUAAAUAGCAAAAUAAAAUAGAAAAAUAAAUUCAUUUAUUAUUCAAUAAUAAUUAGCAAACGAUAAAACGAAAUCUUUAUAAUACCUGAUAACUAAUUUGAACAGUCGCAGCUCCCUGUGAACAAGAUGUAUUAUAGUAUAACAUUAAUAAUGAUAACGAUGGUACUAUUAUUCAUCGUAGAAAAAUAAUAAUAAUCAUCACAAUUAUUAUUAUUAUUAUUAUUAUUAUCUAGUAUUUUUACAGACAAUAUAUAAAUUUCUCAAUUUAUAUAUAUGUAUAUAUAAAUAUAUUCAUGUAUUAAAAAAAAAAAGUUUCUUACAAAAAGGCGACGACUAUGUCAUAUAGUUAUGUGGAAAAGAGUAAAUUAUACGUAUGAUAUAUUUGAAAUGAAAAAAGAACAACAUUAUAGUAUCUAUUCUAAUAGAUACGUAGAUGAAAAAUGAUAAUCUAUACAUAUUGUCGAUGCCAUAGAAGUUGUUAUUAUAAUUAUAAUCAUUAAUAUUUAUUAUUGCGAUGAUUAUUAUUAUUAUUAUUGUUGUUGUUGAUAUUAUUAUUGUUGUUAUACAUAUUAUAAUUCAAUUUGUUAAAUUGACAGUCAUAAUUAUAUGAUAAUGGGAGAAAAGAGAACAAAAUGAAAGCAAGAAAUUGAAUAAAAUAUUUAAAGAAAAAACGGAAACCGUAUAGUUGAGGAAGGUUAUUAAUGAAAAUACUAAUACUGCUAAUAAAAUUAUUUAUACGUAUUAUGAUAUGUAUAAUAACUGUAUGAGAAAUAUAUCGCGAGGACGGAAAAUAGAACGGAAAAGUUGUAGGUAGAAAAAUUUAUUUAAAGAAAAACUGAUUUGAUCAUGAAACCUGUGUAGAUAUUCGAAAAUCAUUAAGUCACUAUAGAAGGUAUUCUUUGUGUAAAGAAAAUAGAUAUAUAUAAAUAAAUGAAUGAAUAAAUAGAUAAAACGAGAAUAAAUAAAUGAAAGAAGAAUAAAUAUAUAGAUGGUGUAAUUGAACCGCGAGAUAUUGCGAGUGUAACAGGAAAUGAGAGAAGAUAAAUAAUUGUAUGAAACGCGAUUCGCGUUGAGAAAAAUUAUUUGCAUCGAUAAUAAUCUGAUUUUUCGUUUUAUGAUCGUUUUUAUUCAUUUACAGUAUACGAUCAUUGCUCGUCUUCAUUUCUCUCAUGUUCUAAUUUCUUUUUUAAAUUUUAUUCUGAUUAAAAUAUUCUAUUCAUCGUCAAGUUUUAUUUUUCUUUUUUUUUCAUUUUCUAUAAAUUACACGUAUACGUACACGACGAGGUAUGUAUAUGAAAUUAGAAACGUUCGUACAUGUAAUAAAAUCAAUUAUAUCUCUAUAAAAAUAUCAUUAUCUCACGUGACAAAAUUUCGCGAGUGUUAAACUUUCAAAAAAUUUUUAUAUUCAGAAAAAAAAUAAAAACUUUCGGGUUAAGGGUGCCCGUCAUAGAAUCGUCGUCGAACUAAUCAUGCGCACUGUUGAAAGUACACUAAAAAAAACUAACAUUCAUAAUAUUAUCUAUAAUAAAUUAAACAAUCGCUAAGCCGAAGAGACAAAAAUUGAAAGUGAGAGCGAUCAAGAAGAGAGAGAGAAAGAGGGAGAGAGACGGACG
Athalia rosae (coleseed sawfly) is the source of this 7585-nucleotide messenger RNA. RefSeq names its product voltage-dependent L-type calcium channel subunit beta-2 (gene Ca-beta). The coding region runs from base 2243 to 3754 and encodes 503 amino acids. NCBI's taxonomy places the organism in Eukaryota, Metazoa, Arthropoda, Insecta, Hymenoptera, Athaliidae. Gene Ontology annotation, molecular function: high voltage-gated calcium channel activity; protein binding. The transcript has 12 exons. The record is from RefSeq and is a predicted model, not a curated record. Gene Ontology annotation, biological process: calcium ion transmembrane transport; regulation of voltage-gated calcium channel activity; chemical synaptic transmission. Gene Ontology annotation, cellular component: voltage-gated calcium channel complex.